UUGGUCAAAAAUACCUUCCAGGUCGAGGAUUUUGAAAGUUUGCCGAACUCAGUGGGUUCAUACUCGACCAAAUUCUGGUUGAGAGAUUACGAAGAUUUUCGCAAACAAGGAGAGGAACUCGACCAUUCUGAUGAGUUCGAAGAUAUCAUGGUCGGUACGGCCGUGGAAUUCUCGCAAAACGGAAGCUCCGUGUUCCCAUCUGUAGUCAUACCAGAAGGGAACGAAUUGAAGCAGUUCCUUGAGUGGCCUGAAUUUUCAUUCUGGAAAGGAUUUCUGCAAGUGGAACCGGGCAAAAACAGGUAA
Cooperia oncophora is the source of this 303-nucleotide messenger RNA. The record is from the annotation of a GenBank genome assembly. NCBI's taxonomy places the organism in Eukaryota, Metazoa, Nematoda, Chromadorea, Rhabditida, Trichostrongylidae.